This is a messenger RNA of Impatiens glandulifera, 2572 nucleotides long. Its product is annotated as phosphatidylinositol 4-phosphate 5-kinase 2-like. Lineage: Eukaryota; Viridiplantae; Streptophyta; Magnoliopsida; Ericales; Balsaminaceae. The record is from RefSeq and is a predicted model, not a curated record. Gene Ontology annotation, molecular function: 1-phosphatidylinositol-4-phosphate 5-kinase activity; ATP binding. Gene Ontology annotation, biological process: phosphatidylinositol metabolic process. The coding region runs from base 121 to 2385 and encodes 754 amino acids. The transcript is spliced from 8 exons.
AGCAUCUCUAUUCUCAAGCUCUCUCAGAGAGAGAAACGCAAUUGUACGACUCACUAGUUUCAGAUAGAUAGAGAGAGAAAGACGCAUUCUAGGUCUGAAUGUCCGGCUUAGCUUCGGAAAAUGCAUUUGUUUUUUGAUCAGGAGAACAAUAUCAAUAUGAAGAAGAUGAAGACCUCUCAGCAACAAAAAGAAGAAGUCGAAGAAGAAGAAGAGAAGGAAAGAGUUAUCUACAUGGAAAGAGAUUCUAUAACCGUCGUCGGACGUUCUCGUUCACAGGCCGGAACACGGCGAGUCACUCCAAUCAUCGCCGUCAACGAUUCCUCCGCCACCUCCGUUGUGGAGAAGUUCCUCCCGAACGGAGAUCUGUACAUCGGGAGCUUCUCAGGAAACGUGCCUCAAGGAUUAGGUAAGUAUCUCUGGAAGGACGGAUGUUUAUACGAAGGAGACUGGAAGAGAGGGAAAGCUAACGGUAAAGGAAAGUUCUCAUGGCCGUCCGGCGCUACUUUUGAAGGCGAGUUUAAGGCUGGGAGAAUGGAUGGAUUCGGAACAUUUGUUGGAUCUAACGGCGAUUCGUACAUCGGUUUCUGGUCAGCAGAUCAUAAGCAAGGACAUGGAGUCAAGCGUUACACUAACGGUGAAUUUUACGACGGUUCGUGGCGGCGUAAUCUACAGGAUGGCCAUGGACGGUACGUUUGGAAGAACGGUAACGAAUACGUAGGCGAUUGGCGUGGAGGCAUUAUCAAUGGAAGAGGAACAUUGAUUUGGGGAAACGGAAACCGAUAUGACGGAAGUUGGGAGAACGGUGUUCCUAAAGGGAGCGGCGUGUUUACCUGGCCGGACGGGAGCUGCUAUAACGGUUCAUGGAGCAAGGACAGGGAAUGGAAAGGCAAUAGUGUUAAUAAAUGUGGUAAGAUCUCGGUGCCAUCAGUAAGGAUGAUGGCUGAACCUUCGAUGGCGACGAAGAAGAGAUCAUCGUCGUCUGUGGAAGGAUCUAGAGGAAGCUGUACAUGGAGGAAUUUCAGGAAAAUUUGUAUAUGGGAAUCAGAUGGAGAAGCAGGAGAUAUAACCUGCGAUAUAGUUGAUAAUGUGGAGGCGUCUAUGUUCUACAGCGGUUUCCGCCAGUUUCGUCCAAGUUCAUGUUGCUUCGAUGGAGGAGAGGUUAAGAAGCCUGGGCAGAUGAUAUCAGAAGGCCAUAAGAGCUACUCAUUGAUGCUCAAUCUUCAACUCGGUAUCAGGCAUUCAGUUAGUAAACUUACCUCCAUUGAUCGAGAUCUGAAACUAAGUGAUUUUGAUCCGAAAAAGAAGUUCUGGACUAAGUUUCCUCGUGAAGGAUCGGAGGUUACACUUCCUCAUCAGUCUGGCGAAUUCCGAUGGAAAGAUUAUUGCCCAAUGGUCUUCAGACAUUUAAGGGAGCUAUUCCAAGUGAAUCCCGACGAUUACACGCAAGCUGUUUGUGGAAAUGACGCACUGAGAGAACUUUCAUCUCCAGGGAAGAGUGGAAGCUUCUUCUAUUUGACACAAGAUGAUAGGUUCAUGAUUAAAACUGUGAAGAAAUCUGAAGUAAAGGUGCUUAUUAAGAUGUUACCAAGUUAUUAUCAGCAUGUCUGUCGAUACGAGAAUACCCUAGUCACUAAAUUCUUCGGUGUCCAUUGUGUAAAACCAGUUGGUCGAGUCAAGACACGGUUUGUGGUUAUGGGUAACUUCUUUUGCUCGGACUAUCGAAUACACAGGCGAUUUGACCUUAAAGGGUCAUCCUUUGGGCGGACAGCAAACAAAUCGAAAGAAGAGAUUGACGAAACCACCAUACUUAAAGAUCUUGAUCUCGAUUUUGUAUUUCACCUUGACAAGAUUUGGUUCCAAGCACUUAUUGAGCAAAUUGAUCGAGAUUGUGAAUUCUUGGAAACCUCGAGAAUAAUGGAUUACAGUCUCUUGGUUGGUAUUCACUUCCAAAAUGAUGAUAAUAUGGCCGACAAAAUAGGUCUCUCGCCCUUUAUUCCUCGAGUUGGGAAAAACGGUUCGUAUCAAAAGGAGAAGUUCAUGCGUGGCUGUCGUUUUCUUGAAGCAGAGCUACAAGGCAUGGAUCGAUUCUUAUCUGGCAGGAAGCCAGUUAUGAGAUUAGGAGUAAACAUGCCUGCAAGGGCGGAAGGAGUGGAUCGGAGAAGUGAUUUUGACGGUUCGUUAUCAUCAUCUAGGGGUCGAACAUACAAAGUAGUACUCUACUUUGGUAUAAUCGACAUAUUGCAGGAUUACGACAUAACCAAGAAGCUCGAACAUGCUUAUAAAUCGCUGCAAGCCAAUCCAGCCUCUAUAUCAGCCGUCGAUCCAAAACAUUAUUCUAAGAGAUUCCGAGAUUUCAUCUUAAGAAUCUUUAAAGAAGAUAGAUGAAUAAUGUACAUACAUUUGUUUCCCAUGUGAGAAAAGGGUGGAUUUUGAUUACAUUAGUGUUUCUUUUUUGGGAUUAAGAAUUCAAAAAUAUAGAUAGUGGGAUUUGGAAUUAAAUUAAUUGUAUAUAGAGGAAUUACCUUUUUUUAAAGGAUUGGGGAAUUUUGUGACAUGUGAGAGAUUAUUGAAA